UUGCAUUUUUUUAAUGCCUGGCGUCAUUUCUGUUCGUUUCAGGUACCAAACCUCAGUAAUCCGUUUCGUCCAAACACAGUCUCAACGGUGCAUUUGCUGAUUGUCUCUCUUGCGUCGCCGUUUUUUGUCAUUGUUAUGUGUGAGGCAAUUGUAUUCAUGUCAUCUGAAGGCACAAACAAAUUGCGCAAAUUUUUUCAUUCCGCCACAUCUAUCUAUUUGGAAUAUUUGGCCUCAUAUACUGUUACAACAUUCGCAAUGGAGGCAAUGAAAUGUGCAUUUGCUCGACUGAGGCCCCAUUAUCUGAGUGCAAAUUGUACGGGAACAGAUAUGCAUCGAAUACGCGUCGGGCGUCAGAGUUUUCCAAGUGGACAUUCAGCAGCAGCUGCGUUGCUUUUCACAUUCCUCUACUUUUAUUUAAAAGGUCUUACUGAUGCAACGGGCAGUAAGCUGUUACGAGUAAUACGUGCAGUGCUGUUAAGCGUGGUCGGUAUGUGGGCAGCUUUGGUGAUGACAACACGUGUCACCGAUCACUGGCACCAUCCCAGUGACGUAUUAGGUGGAAUUUUGCUAGCUGCCGCUUGCAUAUACAUUCCGGUUCGAAGAACUCAUUCCUCGCUGGUUUUCAAAAAGCGAAUGCUCAACAAUGCACACAGUGCCUGA
This is a messenger RNA of Gongylonema pulchrum, 660 nucleotides long. The record is from the annotation of a GenBank genome assembly. NCBI's taxonomy places the organism in Eukaryota, Metazoa, Nematoda, Chromadorea, Rhabditida, Gongylonematidae.